Messenger RNA from Tachysurus fulvidraco (yellow catfish), 1091 nucleotides. RefSeq names its product butyrophilin subfamily 3 member A2-like. The transcript has 4 exons. Bases 369 to 1064 code for a protein of 231 amino acids. The record is from RefSeq and is a predicted model, not a curated record. NCBI's taxonomy places the organism in Eukaryota, Metazoa, Chordata, Actinopteri, Siluriformes, Bagridae.
CGGGCUUAACUUAACCUGCUUUCUCGGGUUUAACAAACCCUCAUUUCAGGGUUAACAUACUCAGAGUUUUCACUUAACCUCCUUUCUGAAACAGGCCCCAGGUGUCAUUGGUUUAUAAAAGACAAAGAGCUUUAUUACAAACGCGACAGCGACUACAAAAAUGUCGAUCAUAUAUUUCUUCUUCUUCUGUGUGUCAGAAGCAUAAAUGUACACAAGCGCCACCUUGUGUCUCAGAGUAUUUCUGUUAUUCAUUGCACCGUCUAAUAUCAGGGAGUGAAUUUGCACUUUCAUUCUGCUGAAAAUCUCCUGAAAAUCUCCUGGAUAUAAACUUCCCGACUGAAGGAGUAAUAAUAAUCUGUCAUUCAGAGAUGUUUAUUCAUUUAAUGCUCCUGACUGUUUACUUCAUGGCAUCUCAAUCAGAGAGUUUACAGGUGGUUGGUCCAAAAGCUCCUCUCGUUGCUGUACCUGGUGAAGAUCUGGUUCUGCCCUGUUUUAUCAAACCCAACACCAGUGCAGUGGGCAUGACAGUGGAGUGGUUCAAACUCGAUGUAAAGGACUCAUUAGUGCAUCUCUAUAGGGAUCAUAAAGACAGAAAUGAAGGUCAGGCUCAGUCCUAUACAGGAAGAACAUCACUGUAUAAAGAGGAGCUACAGAAAGGCAACGCUUCACUCAAACUCUCAGAUCUCAGAGUCUCUGAUGAAGGAGAAUAUAAGUGUCUUGUUGAGGACAAAUCCUGGUACGAUGACAUCAUUGUGAAGGUCAUUGUAGAGGUUCAGGGAAGCCAACCAGUGAUAAUGAUGGAGAGUUAUGAUAACUCAGGAGGGAUUAAUCUAGUGUGUGAGUCCAGAGGCUGGAACACUGAACCUCAUGUUCUGUGGCUGGACAGAAACGGAGACAAUCUGACUGCUGAAGAUACACAGAUACACAGAGACACCAACGGCUUCAAUGUGAAAAGUCGCAUCACUGUUUAUGAUUAUAGUGACUCUAACAGGUUUUACUGCAGACUUCAGCAACAUCGUCACAUGCUGGAGACAGAGAUUAUCAUCAAUAGUAAGUGUCUGUGAAUAAUCAUUACAGAUUAAGGUAAUUAA